Porites evermanni is the source of this 9575-nucleotide messenger RNA. The record is from the annotation of a GenBank genome assembly. NCBI's taxonomy places the organism in Eukaryota, Metazoa, Cnidaria, Anthozoa, Scleractinia, Poritidae.
AUGCCUAAAAAGGGGAAGAAAGCUAAAGGAGGAGGGAAAGGCAAGAAAGGAGGGUAAGUUUAGUUACAUCUGAGUACUUUUUCAUCAAAUAAAAUAACCGACAGGUCUAGCACUGGUUUGCGCAGUCCCGCAGUCUAGUCUGCUUAAACCACCUUUAAAGAUUCUUAUGGCUGUCUUAUUUACAUUUCUGUUUGUAUUAUUUAAAACUAUUUUCCUUAAAAUGUGAAAAUGAUGAGCCCUUUGAGCCCUGAAAGUGCGAAAUUAUCAAAGUACGCGAGUUUUCGCAAUCUAUUUUAUAGCCAAAUGGGGCAUCCAUCCCUCUAAAUAAUGCGCACUAUGCACUAAGAGUUUUUAUGGAAGUGUAAUGCUUAAAUUGUUUCCCUUGGCCAUAAUAUAGGAAAAAAGGGAAAAAGGAGGGGAAAAAGGCCAAGAAGGAAUCUGUUCUCAAGGAUGCUAUAGCGAAUGCAAAGUUGUGGGAGACUAAGUUGGAAGCUGUGGAGAAAUCCCGUCAGGAGUACAGGUUAGUUGAGCUUAAGUUGCACGUUCUUUGAAGCCAAUCACUUAGAUAUCGGUGAACUAACACAACACAGUGGGAGAGGAAAGAAGAUGGUAGACCUGGUGUGACAAACAUGACAGUAAUUUUGUUUGAACAAACUUUCUGCCAAAUUUCACCAUUCUUUAAACAGGAGUUUUGGUAAUAAGACCAGAAGACAUUGUUAAGUGAUGAACACGACAAAACAUGCAAGUAAUAGUCCUGUCACAUUUGUCACACACGAGAGUUUGCCGUCCUCAUCUUUCUGCCAUCCUGCUGCAUAAACUCACUAUAGUUCCGGUACAAAUAUAAUAAGCAGGACUUGGAAAGAAAUUUGAACUCCUGCUCUGCCAUCGGACAUGUACUUGUAGCUGAAAAAUGUUCACUGGCAUGUCAAGGCACUGAUUGCAUAAUAAAAUUGUGUAAGAAGAACUACAUUUUGUAAAACUUCCCUAUUGGGCCAGUGAUUACAGUCAACUCUUCUCUAAAAAACACCUUCCUGACCCUGAUUAUAGAGACAGACCCUAAAUCCCUAGUGAAAAUAAAACAGAGACGGUUGACUAAGACAAAGCCCCAUCAUUAAGGACUCUCGCUGUUAAAGACAGUAAGUCAACUUCCUGAGGGAGUCCAUAAUAAUGGGACUUGCCUGAAUGAGAGGGAUUGAAGUUCAUUGUCCUGGACUACCAGGUGGGACUUUUAUUUGGACUCCUGAUAGGUUGUAUAUUAAAUGUAUGUCAGUAACAUUUUGGUAAACUGGUCUCCUUUUGAUAUCAUCAGAGACAAUGCCAAACGGUUGGUAUACGAGAAUGACAUGUUGCAAAUGCAGAUGUCAAGCACUGAGCGAGAUACCCUUGAUGUGAUAUCAUACCUGAAGCAAGAAGAUGCGAAGAAAGAUGAGCAGGUCUGUCAUAAAUAUUACACAUGUGCUUGUCAGUCGCAUAAUAAGACUGUGGAACUUAUCCUUAUGGCCAGAGGUUAUCAGUCUUUAACCCUUUAAACCAUAAGAUCAAAAUUUGAUUUCUCCUUUUUUACCCCUAUUUAUUUCCUACAGAAGUAGUUGGGAGAAGUUGAUAAAAUAUCAGGCAAAUUCAUCUUGUGUGAUCAUCGCUGUAAUUCUCAUGACCACUUUGUCUUACAAAGCAUUGACAUUACAAGGAAAAUUUGAUGCUGGUCACUCUUAUAGGGCUUAAUGAAGGAUUAAACAUACACUGUAUAUAUCCCUUGGUCUUCUGUAAUGCAGACACUUCAGUAGUGUUGUCCAGCUCUCUCUUCUUCCUGUCACUCUCUCAUUCCAGGAGAUGCCAAAAAAGGAGAGAGUCACUCUCUUUUCCCUUUUCUUUUCAAUGAUAUGGAUAUUUUUUACAUUUUUAAUAAUAAAACUAUUCUUCUCCUUAAUUUUGUUAAGUAUUUAAUACUGUUAACUAAUAAUCAUUUUUAUUUUUAUUUUUGCAUUGUCUUAAUACAUGUAGGUGUCUAAGCUUCAACAAGCUCUUAAAGAAGUGAAGAGGGAGGCUAGGAAAGAACGACAAGCUCUUGUGAGUGUGUUUUUACUUAUUUCUAUGUAACAGUAACUCUUAUUACAUCAAUCAAAAGGUGCUGUGAAUACUAAUUUUGCUGGGAGUAUUGAAUUGUCAUUUCUAUCUUACUUCUCAGUGGUGUGCAUCUGUAGGAAAUAUGGAUCAAUUUAGGCUUCUGGGAAACUGCCCAUCUACCCCUCCUCUAAGCGAACAUUACUUCUCACUUAGGGCAAAAAUAUGUUUGCUUAGGGAAGGGGUAGCUAGGUGGACAGUUCUGUGUACAGUGGUUACACUGAGUGCUCUUGUCAUCUAUGAAUAAUGUACCUUGAGAAAUCUUGGAGAAUCCUCCAGAAACAAUUCAGUAUCAUGCAUAUUAGCAUUAAUUUCCUUUGCAAUACCUUCACACUGUAGGUAGUGUGGCAUAAUGUAUAAAUUGCUUCUCUUGCAUUAAAUUAUUAACAAAUAUAAAUGUUGUUACAUUUAGGUGGAUGAGUAUUCUCAACAGAUUCAUCAGCUUCAAGAAUCCCUUGCUGAAAAGACAAAUGAGGUAAAUAAUGUAUCAUAAUGAUUUUUUAUAUAAGUUUUCUGAAAUUUCCACCUGUGAUCACAUUCAUGUACAUGUAAUGCAAACACUGUUGUCUUCAUUUGUUUUUCAUGAAACUACUCAAAAACUAUUAUCAAGGUGUGUCAUUUGAGGGCAUCUCCCAAAAACAAUGCAGACUCAUCUAUCAAAAUUCUUUGUGGUCAUGGGUCACUGACACCACACUUUAAGAAAAUAUACUAGAAUUUCCACAGAACCUGAGUCAAGACAUUAGGGUUGCAAUUUACACAUUAUUGUUGUACGUGGCCGUAUCUGUUGAUAAAUUUAUGUGUAUAACAAUACUUCUCAGGUCAAACUCAUGCAAUCUGAGCUGAAACUUGUCAAGGAAUUCAGGAGAAAGAGAGCACAAAUGCAGCGGGAGCUGGAUGAGGUAUAAUUCUUAAGAAUUAUAAUAUUUGACUUUACUUUACUUGUAGUUGUGAUUGAAAAAGCAUAUUGCUCACUCAUACACAACUUUUAUGUAAAUUUUUAUCAAAAAUAUUUGUUCUACGAAAAUAUUUAAAUUACGGCAUGUUUUAUUGCAGAUAAAGGAAAGCAUGGUUGCUACUGAGAGACACCACAAGGACACAUUGCAACAAAUGGAACACAAAUUUUUUGAAGAAAAGGUAAUGGUAUAAUUUCAUGCAGUUGAACGUACAAUGUAUGUAACUUGUAAUGUUUUGGUAAAUAAUAAUGGAUUGUUUUUGAUAAGUUGUGAUCUAUAGUGAUUAUGUGCUUUGUCCUAAUUAUCAAAACACCUGUCAAUGAAAAAUAAACCAACAUUUUACAUUGGAGUACAGGCUGUGAAACAUGUGUAAUACUGAGGCUUGUUUAAAAUUAUGGUCAACUGGUAGUGAUAACGAAGUUAAUACUGAUAUACGCACACACAAAAGCAAACAGCAUCAAGUCACACAAACAAAAAGCAGUUUUCUCUUUUUUCCUUUCUGUAGGUGGAUAAUUUGUUUAGUUAGAAACCGCUCUUUCAAUUUACACAUUUUUGUCUUUAGGUCCGGUUACAGCAGGAGGCAAGUAAAAAGAUUGCAGAACUUGCAGAAAGAGCACACUCCGAAGCAAUAAGGUACAUGAAGUCUCUUUCUUUUACCCAGAGGAUUGGUAUUAAGUAGGGAGAAAAGAUGAUUAGGCUUAGAAAUAAUUGAUCCUGCAAAGAGUAGAAUGCUUUUGAGUCAGUGCCACAAAUUUGUGCAUGUAGGCACAAUUUCAGUGUACUGCAGAAAGAUAAUUGCGUAAGGUUUCCUUUCAUAGAAAUAGUGACAGAGAAUGUCAAAGAUUAAUUUUGAUAUACUCCAUGGGAUCAGAGUCAAGAUGUCAUCUCAUAAUACUGCCAUUUUCCUUGGUGUUCACAUUCCUUCCUUCUUUUCACUUAUUUUUGGUAGCAAUUUGGAUGAAACAACAAGGUCUGUUUACAAAGAGAAUGUGAGACUUAAUGCUGCGCUAGAUUUUCACUUAAGAGAAGGGCAAGAAUUGAAAAAGGUAUGUUUGUUGCUACAUUGUAACGUAUUCUUCGCUGAGAACUCCAAUCCCGGUAGUCUUCCCUUGUGUAAAAUUUACCCACCUUUCAAGAGCUAGCACAAAAUAAUGCUGUACAUUAAAGCAGGUUAAAGCUGGUGAAAAGUAUGUUACAGUGUAAGUCAGCCAAUGAAAAUUAACACACGAUCGUAUCGUUACUACUAAAGAACAGUCUGAAGUGCAGACACGUCUCCAAAAUAAUUAAAGUUCAAUCCUACAGUACAGGGUGAGGCCGCGGGAAUUGCAGCAUUACACCCGCGUUUUUCGGGUGGAAAUCCGCCAUAUUGCACGCAAAUUACACUCGCAAAAUACGCGAGAAACACGCGUGUUAAACAGUACACGCCAAAAUACUCGAGAAAAUACACGAAAGUAGACUGUGUGUAUUUGACAACUUUCAACUUUGGUUGAAAUUUGUACUUGGAAUAUCGGUCAUUUAUGGGGGAAAAAUAAAAUGAUCGUGUCUCUCACCAGGUAAGAGAAAAAGGUCUUCUAUUUAAUAACGUAGUUAUAAAAGAGAACUUUCAAACUAUAACAAAUUCUGUUCCGUCUUUUUUGCUUACUGAAAGGAUAAAGAAAGCUUGGAUAAGAAGACGACUGACCUGUUGGCUGAAAAGGUACGUUUUUUGUUGGAGUUAAAACCGCUCGCGUUCAAUCAGUUCAUGAAAAUGGAUGCAAGCUUAUCUAUAAUUAUUACCAUGCAAAUGCUAGACUUCGUGGCAUCCCUUAUUGCUGGUUUGCACGUGACAACAGCGCGGCCAUGGAAUUGGUAGUCAAGAACCAAAGCAUUUCUCUCUUCUAGGAACCAAACACUAUUUUCACGUAUUUCUUCGAGAAAAAAUUCUCUUGUUUUGACCCCCAACUUGGCCGCCUUGUCACGUGGUUGCAAACGUAGAAUAGUACGUGCACAUUGUAGGCUCUUUUUGUGAACAACAACUUACAGUCCUUCUAAGGACGUCAUCACCAAAAUCGUAAAAAGAAAUAUGUGUUGUAGUUUAAAAUAAAAUUACGGUUAAAAUGAUUUCAACUAAGUUUGAUUAUCAACAAUUCAAUAAUUUUGAUUAAUGAUAUAGUAAAUUCAUACUUGGCAACUAGGCUUGAGAAAAUAAAACGAAAGAAAUGUUUUAUUCUCCACGAAACCUCAAGGCGAUGAAGCUUCUGCCAUAGAAACGAAAGCUCUGUUCGAUUCCCAGGGUCAGACCAAUACUCAGGGUAUUGAAAUAACUGAGAAAUGAAGGUACUACCUUUGCACUGCAACCUUUGCGUGGCUCGGAUGCCCGCGUAAAAUGGUGGUUUUCUUUUGUCUCCAGUUGGAGACCAAGAAAUACGUUCCCCAUUUUAUCAAUAAGUAUUUUCCAACUAAAUACAUUGACACUCAGAUAAUGUUCAUUUUUUGACUUUCAUGCAUUUACGCUGUUGUUUAUACGCUGUUGUUCUCAUUGUUGUUGUUUUUGUGUUCUCUUCAAAAGGAAUUAAACGGCAUGAUAGUGCAAGAAAAGAUCGUAGAAAGUAAACAUCAGAAGAAAGAAAUUACUGAGGUGUGUGUCUUAAUUUGUUUUUUAGCUUUUAAGAUGUAGAAAUAGUAUUAACCUACGUAUAGAUUUGUUCCCUAUUAGGGAGCUUAAGUAGAGAGGUUUUUGAUUGACACACGUAAAGCGGAAGUGACUCUUUUUCCCACUUUCCGAGAAUGCAAAAAGUCCACUUCCGGUUAACGUGCGUCGCUGGUUCUAUUUAGGGUAAAAAAACUCUGCUUCGCUUUCCUACGACAUAAACCUUCGGGUGACAAUGGUUGCUUCCGAUACCACCAGCAUCGGCGCCAUGCGAUAAUAUCCGUUCAGACUUAAGGUGGCUUUGGCUAGAGCGCCGCACCGGCAUUGUAGAUCUCAAGGUGUGAAUCCCGCAAACCUGAAUUUUUUUCAAGCCUUUUUUUCGCAACUACAUAAGUUGGGUCUUUAACUGCGAUGAUCUUCUUUUCAUCUAUUUCUUCAUGUCCUUCAUUUCGCGGUUCCAAUAUAUGAAAUUCGUAUAUUCAUCACUUCGUCACCACUCUGUAUUUUCUAUAAAUAGCUUAAUGACAAAGUCAAGACCUUGGAGAUGUCCCUUAGUCACGUGGUGCGUGAAUUCGAGACUGAACGAGCUGCCCUGGUGCGGAAAGCCGAAGAUGACACGCGGAACAGCAGGUCUGUGAACAUUCUAUUUAAGACUUUUCAUGCGCGGUUUCCUGUUUCGGGUGCCGCUCGUGACAUCGGCCUUCGGCCGACAAUCUCUCGGCCUGCGACCGACACCGAAGCAUCCCGCCGGACCCGAAGGAAAAUCUCUGGUACCUAGGGUAAAGAAAAUAGUGGUAACUUAAAAAUUUUGCUAACAGCCGGUUUCGCUUUUUGUCGAGUUCCCUACGUUCGAGUUCACUGCCUUUUCGCUCUAUAUCACCUCCUGUAAACCAUUAGAAAUAUUUCCUUAAUACCACUAGAAAAAAAUCCUUUGAAUAUCAUUAUUUGUCGUUCUUUUACGCUUGCCCCUCCGAAGGUGCAAGUUUUGGACUUUGACAAUAGGUAGCGAGCCCAAUAUCUAGGUAGCGUACUCGAACAUAGCGAUUUUGAUAGGUAGCUAAACCAGUAUAAGGCCAAACGUUUUAAGCCAUAAAACCACAAACUAAUUACAAUUGCUGUUUGCGGUUUAGAUUUCUUACGCCUUAUCCAUAUUUUCCUCGCAAGACAAUAAAAUUCCAUAAAUAUUUCUGGUGUUCCCGGUUUUGUGAGUUUCACACUGAGUGUUCUGUAUCACUUUUGAACUUGUUUUAGAGCUGAGAUAGCACGGUUACAGAGAGUAGUUGAGUUAAAAACAAGGGAGAUGAAUCGAGUCAAGCGACUGGCCAAGACUAUUCUGGAUCAGGUAAGUACGCGCUAUUACGCUCGUAAAUCACGUGAGGAAACUGGCUAAUGCCUGAUAGUAAAUGGGAUGUUAGUAAAACGAGGAACGGAGAACGGGGAAAACUAUGAAAAACUGGAACAAAACAGAGAAUUGGACGUGAAGUUACUGAUAGGAAUAGGGUACAAGUUAGGUUUUUUUUUUAAUAGUUCGUUUAAUUUACAGCUUCCCUGCUAGUAGAAAGGCCUCUUUUCAAGGUAUUCGGUGGGCGGGAGGAAAUUUUUCUUCCGCCCGCCGAAUACCGUAAGAAGAGGCCUAUCUAGCCGGGAAAUUUUCAGCUCUUUACGAGCAAUAUCAAAGGAAAUAACAGGAAUCAAAAACUGCGAAAUUGCUGGGUCGUAAAAACGUUAAUGAGCUCAUACAUUCUUUGUAAAUUUUCGGGUUUUUCAAAGAAGAUCUCUCCGAAACUGUUCGCUAUAUCGGGCUCAAAUUUUCAGAGAUAACUGAAAUUUUUAUGCUUUUCAAUAUUCAGAGAUUUAAUUCAUUAGCGUCAUCCGCCAAUGAUAAACAUAUGUUAAUGAUGCAAAACAUGUAAACAAAGAUUCCCCUAUACCGCUAGCCUGCGUAGCCUGGCGGUUUUGGUUGGGCGCGCUAAUGGCGCGCUAAAUAAUAAAAGCGGGCAAGGGCAGAGAAACCGCGAGGAGAUUGGGGCGGGAGCAACUUGAACUUGAACUUUUUUAUUUACGCGCCUUUUUGCGGCUUCGCCACUCCAGUCGUGCUCCCGACAAAACCGCCAUGCUACGCAGGCUACUAUACCGCAAAAAAGUAGCCUCUGUUCGCAGGGUACAAUCGAACCUCCUACAACGGCCACUUUUUUGGCGGACAAGACAAUACAUUGACUCCUGUUUAAAACUCUCUACAACCGGAACUUUCUUCUGUCCCCGAGGUGAUCGUUGUAGAGAGGUUUAACUGUAUUUUUUUUUUGGUGGUGGUGAUGCCAUGUACCUUACCAUGUGUAUUGUGCUCUUGUUUGUUAGAGAACGGAAGUGGAACAGUUUUUCUUGGAGUCGCUGGAAUAUGUCAAGAAUGAGAUCGUUCGGAAUAGGUACAGUCAGUUAUUACAUAAGUGUGCUCAUUGUGCAAUGAAUUUCUGCGAAUUUGUGUCCAGGGGUUACACAAAAAAUAGAAAUGGCGCCUACAGAGAGAGUAUGGCCCGCAGCUUUAAUUUGGGGUAGUGAUACCACUUUAAUAUCUCAUCCACAGAUUCAAAAGUUAGAACCACCUUGUACAGCAUAAUAAACAGUACCACAGGAAAGUACUGCUCAGUAGCUGUCAUUUGAAUGGUCACACCAUAGGAUUUCAUCCACAGACUCAAAAGUUAGAACCACCUUGUACAGCAUAAUAAACAGUACCACAGGAAAGUACUGCUCAGUAGCUUUCAUUUGAAUGGUCGCACCAUAGGAUUUCAUCCACAGACUCAAAAGUUGGAACCACAUUGUACAGCAUAAUAAACAGUACCACAGGAAAGUAUUGCUCAGUAGCUUUCAUUUGAAUGGUCGCAUCAUAGGAUUUCAUCCACAGACUCAAAGGUUAGAACCACCUUGUACCGCGUAAUCGAGAGUACCAUACGAAAGUGAUGCUCAGCUUUCACCCAAAUGGCUACAGGUUACGAAUUCGUCUAUGUACUUUUGAAAUUUACUCGUGCGCGUCAGUUUUGAAGGGUUUAAAUAGAAAAAGCCUUUAUAACUUUCAGUAAGGUAGCAAUGUGACAUUUUUUAUAGAAUACAAUAUCGAAAAGAUGCUCAACACGCCUACCAACAGCGCAUGCUCGAAGCACACGCUGGCCACGGCGAUUUCCCGCGCGUCAGAACUUUCCGCCAAUUAGACAGCAGCACAAACAACGUUUUUGACGACCUUAAAGAGGCCGAGCGGUGGACUGGAAUCCAAGGAAAAGUCGACAUGGCCGAGCUGACCUGGGAACAACGCGAACGUAUAUUGAGAAUGUUGUUCGCAAAAAUGAAUGGUUUUAAGGAAAAAAGAAGGUAUGAUAUAUAUUUUUUUGCUUUGUUUGUAUGCAUAUGCUUUAUGAAUGAAUGGAAUGAGUAAAGGCGUUUUCACCCGCUCUUGAGCACAAAUUUCAAUUUAUAAUAAACAAUUCUGUGCGACUUUUGCACGGUUUUAUUAUUGUGAAAGGUUUGAAUCCAGGAGUCAUUUCAAAAGUAGGUUUCGUCGUUGUGUUUGCUGAAGCUCCCCAGUAAGAGAAAUGCAACGCAAAGUAAAGUUUCUUGCUAAAGGAACAAAAUCGAGCAGUCACAGAAAUGAAUUUUCUCAACAUCUUUUAAUUUUACUUUGUAGACCAAAGGUGCAAUCUUUGGAGGCUGUGCCCCCGGAUUCCCAAUCAAAAGCAUUGCCAAGUGCAGAAAGACAAACACAGGGAACCCAGGGAGACAGCACAUUCCUAACACAACAAGAUGUUGACGCAUCCUCCCUCCCUGCGGCUCUUCCGCCUGUUACUAGUGCCCAGGCCUCAGCAGCAGGCGCUGUGUCUAGUUGA